Ostrinia furnacalis (Asian corn borer) is the source of this 3751-nucleotide messenger RNA. RefSeq lists its product as uncharacterized. NCBI's taxonomy places the organism in Eukaryota, Metazoa, Arthropoda, Insecta, Lepidoptera, Crambidae. Bases 398 to 3751 code for a protein of 1117 amino acids. The record is from RefSeq and is a predicted model, not a curated record. The transcript is spliced from 2 exons.
AAUAAUCAUUGAACAUAAAAUAUUUUAAGUAGUUAUUUUUAGUUCUAAGCAUGGUAACACUAUAAGAAAUAGAAAAUGUAUUUUUUAUGCUGGCAACGCUCUCUUCUGCCAUUUUUCUCUGUGCCUAUGCACAUUCUUGUAAAACCAAUUUUACAAAAUAAACUCUAUAAGUUUAAUUAAAUUCCAGUCUGUUUCAUUUAUUGAACAGACUGAGUGGUCCUUCGAGCAAUUGAGCUAUCGUCAAAAGUGUUACACAUCGAAAAAGUGUCAGACAGGCUGAGUGCUGUGGUGCACGUUUUCAGCCGUGUGAGCGUCGGUGCGUGGGCCAUUUUCGUGAGCCCCCCUUGGAACAUCCGAAUCAAUAAGUCGGAAAGAGUGGUGCAGAUUUGGGUUUACAAUGCCGGACGACGAUUUGAGACGCUUGCGGAACAAACGAGGUAACCUCAAAGGAACAAUCACACGUAUCGAGAACUUCGUCAAUGAUCCAAUUCUAUUGGCUGCGGCGGGUGAGGACAUGCUUCAAGCACGUAAAAACAAGCUAGUGACUACACUCAAAGACUACGAGGAGGUAAACUUGGAUAUUUUAUCGCUCGACCCAGCAGACUCUGAAAAUGUUGCCGCCGUGGAGAACCAGUAUUACAAUGUGCUUUCAAAGUUGAGCCAGUGCUUAAAGAACUUGAAGAUGGAUGAAGUCUCUUCAGGUACAAAUGUUUCCACCUCCAAGUUGCCCAACAUCGACAUCCCUUCCUUCGAUGGGAAGGACUUCACCAAGUUUAAACCCUUUAUGGACCUGUUUGAUGCUGUAAUUAAUAAUAAUAAGUCUUUGUCCAAUGUACAAAAACUAUUCUAUUUACGAAAAUAUUUAACUGAUGAUGCUUUGGCAGUUAUUGUUAAUUUACCUAUAGUAAAUGAAUCCUAUUCCGAGGCUAUUGUGUUACUCAGGAAGCGGUUUGAUAAUAAGGCACGACUAAUAUCUAAUCACAUUAACAUUUUAUUAGAUCUGCCAUCAAUGCAGAGAGGCACUGCGGCUUCCAUAAGGUCGCUAAUUUCUGAUGUUCAACAGCAGUUAUACGCUCUCAAAAAUUUGGGUCAAUCUAUAGACAGCUGGGAUAUGCUAUUGAUAUCCAUUAUAUCGAAAAAACUUGAUUCUUACACCAAUAGGGCUUACCACCUCGAUAGAGUGGACAUUGAUAAGAUUCCUACAUUCAAAGAAUUUUUAAAUUUCUUAGAAAGAAGGGCUAUAGCCUUAGAAGAUAGUACUCCAACUAAAAGUAAUUACCAUGAUAGUGCCCAAAAACAUUAUUCAAAACCAUGUACAAACUUUAAGGCAAGCAAUUUUGUUUCUAACGGUAAUGAAAAAGGUUUAUGUGCGUUUUGUGAAAAACAAAAUCAUGCUAUAUUUAUGUGUCCUAAUUUUAAGUUGGCACCUGUGGAAGGCCGCAUAAAGUUCAUACAAGAUACAAACCGAUGUAAGAUCUGUUUAAAUUCUCACACUAAUAAAUGCAAAUUUAAUUUCAAAUGCAAAACAUGUAAACAAGGUCAUAACUCACUUUUGCAUGAAGACAAAAAUUCAAAAAAGGAAGUAAUUAUGUGUUCUAAUCAGUGUAGCCGUGCUGAGGUCCUUCUUCCUACAGUACAAGUAAAGGUAAUUGACAGGUAUGGCCGUGAAGUCUAUGUAAGAGCCCUUUUAGACAGUGGUAGCCAAGGUUCCUUUAUAAAGCAAAGUUUGGUUGACAAGUUAAAACUGAAUGUUCAUACAGACAAGCAAACCACAAUAAUUGGGAUAGGCAAUAAACAAUCUCAUUUAAACAAGUCUGUUGACAUUUCAAUUUAUUCAUGUACUCAUGAUCUAAAAUUCAAUGUAAAUUGUCAUGUUGUAGAAAAUAUUACAUCACAGCUGCCACAAAAAUACAUUAAUAUUUCUGGUUUAAAUAUCCCACAAAAUAUUAAACUUUCUGAUGUGAACUUUAACAUUCCUUCAGAGAUAUCACUUUUGCUUGGUGCAGAUUUGUAUUUCAAAAGUCUAUUAGAUGGGUGCAUUAGAUUGAAUAGUGGUCCAAUCCUACAAAACACACUUUUUGGUUACAUUGUAGCUGGAACAAUGAGUUGUAAUGAAACUGGUGAUAACAGUAAUAAUAACAUAGUUUCUUCAAAUUUUGUGAUGUGUGAGAACGAAAAUAAGUUAGAUAAAAUUAUGAAUCAGUUUUGGUUAGCUGAGAAAAUGCCUGAAGAGCAACCCAAGGUUAUUCCUGAAUUUACUAAGGCUGAACAAUCAUUUGUGAACUCUGUGUCUUUAAAAAAUAAUAGCUUUUCUGUUGACAUACCAUUGGUUAAACCCAUUGAAGAAUUAGACAUAGGUGAUAGUUUCUCAGCAGCUCUUCAGCGGUUUCUCGCAUUAGAAAAUAAAUUUAAACAUGAUCAUGAGUACUACAAAAAAUAUAAAAAUUUUAUAAGUGAAUAUUUACAAUUGGGACACGCCAAAAUAAUAGACAUAAACAGCUAUGAUGUUUACACUUCACCUGUCUACUUUCUGUCACACCAUGCUGUGCUCAAUGAAGACAGCCUAACGACCAAACUUCGUGUUGUUUUUAAUGGUAGCAUGAAAUCCAAAUUGGGUAUUUCUUUAAAUGACGUCCUUUUAAAUGGACCUGUCAUACAAAAUGAUUUGUUCAACAUUCUUCUUUUAUUUAGAACUUAUUUUUAUGUUCUAAUUAGUGACAUUAAAAUGAUGUUCAGACAAAUCUUCAUCAAUGAAAAGCACAGGCAGCUCCAAAAUAUUUUAUGGAGAGACAAUUCAUCAAUGCCUAUACUUUGCUUACAACUCCAAACUGUGACCUAUGGGUUAAAAUGCUCAACUUUUUUAAGUGCACGUUGCCUCUUGGAAUUAGCAACUAAGUUUCAAGACGAGUAUCCCUUAGCUGCAGAAGCAAUUAAAUCAAAUACAUAUGUGGACGAUGUGCUCUGUGGAGCAGACAAUAUAGAUUUGUUAAAUGAGCUCAAAAGUCAGUUAAUUGAAUUAUUCAAAAAAGGAGGAUUCACUUUGCACAAAUGGUGCUCCAAUUCUGAUGAGGUACUAAGUGAUAUACCGUCAACUCAGAAAUAUUUUGAUCAAAUAAACUUAAAUAAAGAUAAUGUCAUCAAAACAUUAGGCUUAAAAUAUGAUAUUGCUUCAGAUAAAUUUACUUUCACAUGCCCACCCUUUGAUGAGGCGAACUUAUACACAAAAAGAAAUAUUUUAAGCUUCAUUGGACAAAUGUUCGAUCCACUAGGGCUUAUUGCUCCCAUUAUAAUGAGUUUUAAAAUAUAUAUGCAAAUGCUAUAUUCAUUAAAAAUAGGUUGGGACUCCACCUUAACAUCUAAUCAAAUAUUUGAGUUUAAAAAUCUUUUAGAAAAACUAAAACUUAUGAAAUUUAUUGAAGUUCCUCGAUAUGUUACUAUGACUCAAGUGUCUUCAGUUGAAGUUGUGGGAUAUGCAGAUGCCUCUCUUAAAGGUUUUGGUUGCUGUUUGUACCUUAGAACAAUUGGGAAGGAUGGCACUGUGAAAAUGCAACUACUAUGUGCAAAAUCCAGGGUCUCGCCCUUAAGAAAAUCCCACACAAUCCCACAACUUGAACUGAAUAGUGCUUUACUUCUCGCACAAUUGGNUAAAACACUGUGCAUAGUGACAGCGAGGAUGGUUUCCUCCUUGAUAAAAGGGUGGCUACUGUUGGACAGAGGCCUCCCUGAGGAUUUCCACAAAGAUCGUUCCUGA